GUAGCCCAGUCAUCAAACAGUUGGUGACGAAUUGCCUAGCCAAGUUCAACUUUUAACAAGAUACUUACAACGUGUAGAUGGUGUGUCGGCAUAUGGUAAACAAAAUUGUCACGUACGUACAUAUAGUACGUUAGCGUAUACUUCUUCUAGCAACACGAGCUGCACGCUAUAAAUCCAUUAGCCAGAAAACCUGAACUCGCACAAAAUCAUCACGGAUGCCAUGCGUGUGCAGGGCCCAUUCACAACACGUACGCGCAACGGAUAGGAAGGUGACGUGUGUGCGCUGGUUUUGGGAUAUUACGAAACGUCGUGCACGGCAUUUCCAGGAGGCGAACCCUACUCAUUUUUCCGGAGCAGUUUCAACGAUCUGCCAUAAAAUGGAAGAAAACGGGCAAGUGUUGUGAUUUUAUCAUCAAGAACUGGGAUCAGUAGCCUUGCCCAUUUCAAAACGUCGAGUGAGCAACAUUGAAUCUACCGAGUUACACGCGGAAGUAGCACGGUGCCUAGCGCGUCUAUUGAGUUGUAUGCACUGCGGUCGUAUAUUGGGGGAUCAGCUGUUCACGCCCGUAACCUCAAAUGCAUUGAUUUCUACUCGAAUAACAAGCGUUUUUCCCGAGAGAUUUUUGAAGUCGCUCCCAAACUGAGGACGUCAGCUUGUGCCAUUGUACAGCAAGAUGUACGAUACGAACACUAAAACACAUAGAUCGUGAUUCCCUUUCUGUUUGUGUGCGCCUAAAUAAGCUCCAAAUCGGAUGAGCAGUUGGCCGAAGAGCUCACGAGGAAGAGACUUUCUUUUUUUUUUCUUGGGAGACUCAUCUUCCCCCGGCCAUCUGUCUCAAUUAGUAUACCAAGUAAGUUAGUAGCACUGACAGAACAUCAUGGGGGCCAAGUCGACUAAGAUGGGCCAUGUCAUGGGCAAACUAACGGACUUCUUGCAUGUGGAUUGCCGUUUCUCUAUGAGCGGGGACAGGGAAUCGCGCAUCCUCAUUCUGGGCCUUGAUGCUGCCGGCAAGACGACCAUCUUGUACCGCGUCAAGCUUGGAGAGGCCGUUACUACCAUCCCCACCAUCGGCUUCAACGUGGAGACGGUCACUCCCGUACCUAAUGUGACCCUGUGCGUGUGGGAUGUAGGCGGUCAGCAGAAGGUGCGGGCACUAUGGCAACAUUACUUCUGUGAGACACACGGACUCAUAUUUGUUGUGGACAGUGCCGAUAGAGGGCGUCUGUGGGAGGCCCGGGAUGAGCUCUUCCGAGUAGUCUCCAACCCCCACAUGACAAAGGGAAUCCCGGUUCUCGUGUUAGCCAAUAAACAAGACUUGCCAGGUGCGUACAGUGCGGCCCGUGUGUCCGAGGUGAUGGAUCUACAGACAUUGUCGGAGAACCAUCCUUGGCAGGUGAUUGAGACACAAGCCAGCACCGGGGAUGGACUGCAAGAAGCCUUCAAAAUCAUGGCCCGAAUGGUCAAGCAAUUCCACAAGGACUCCAGCAAAGCGGACAUUGCAAGCUCAAAAUCUGGGGACGCCACGGAGGUCUGAUCAAACGAAAUAUUUUAUUGGCGCCAAAAUAAAAUGACUCUGUUUUAAAAAGUGCUCUUCAGUAUUGGUGCUAAUUGUUUUUAGUGCGAGUAUGAAAGAUGCAUACCACGAUUGCACUGCUUCGUGUUUAUAUUGAUACAAUCAGCCAAUUAUAUUACAGUUUAGUGCGAUUGGCGGAACGAUGGACUAAAAUGACACCCCCAUGCUGGUUGGAUGCUGAUUGGCCAUGUGGGUUGCGACCAAGGUGUUUUGAGAUGCACUGUGCCGUCCAAUGAAAUGACUGGACAUUUACGACUGAAAUGUAAAUAAUGAAGGGGACGUAUAUGUUGAAAGCUCGAUGCUGAUUGGACGCAGUCCAGCUGUGUGAAAGAUACGUUGUGUGUUCGUCACAUCUUGAAGUGUAAAUUAUUGUAUUGGUUUCGUCCGCUCCAUUUGUAUCAUGUAAAGGAAUUAUUUAUAUCCACAGUGUUCAAAAGAGCCAGUCUUUUAUCUUUGUCGUUAAAGGUACACAGGAUCAUUUGCUUUCUAUGUAUUUUUGUUUUUCGUUUGAAGCAACAAAAUUGCUCAAAAUCUUAAGUAGGGUGCAUAACUUUAAAAACUAUAACCUGUUAGAGUUUCAGCUCAGUGGACACCACAAGUUUUGAAUAACAGCCCUCUUUCUAUAUCAUGGUAUGUCCCUCUACAACUCCUUACCUUGUAUGGAGAUUGGUGUGCGCGUCGCACGUACUGCGCGAGUGGCACAGAACGCAGCUGUACCGGUGUAGUGUGAAUUUUGGACUAUGAUACACUGACUCAAUAGUAUUGCGCA
Patiria miniata (bat star) is the source of this 2343-nucleotide messenger RNA. RefSeq names its product ADP-ribosylation factor-like. The transcript is spliced from 4 exons. Gene Ontology annotation, molecular function: GTPase activity; GTP binding. Bases 879 to 1535 code for a protein of 218 amino acids. Lineage: Eukaryota; Metazoa; Echinodermata; Asteroidea; Valvatida; Asterinidae. The record is from RefSeq and is a predicted model, not a curated record. Gene Ontology annotation, biological process: intracellular protein transport; vesicle-mediated transport. Gene Ontology annotation, cellular component: plasma membrane; cytoplasm.